AUGAAAGAAUGGGAUGUUGUCUUUAACAAACCAAGAGCAACAAUAGUGUCUGAACAAGAAUGUAGACAGAAACUUAAGAAAAUAAAAGUUGUACAAGUUGGAAUGAAGAUGUUAGAUGCUUGGGAUAUCUUAUUGUCAAAGUUAGAAGAUUUUUCAGUUCGUGGUAUAAAGUUCUAUACACCUUCUCCAAACUUCUAUUCUAUCUUCACUGGAUAUAAAUACGAACAAGUAGAAUGGAAAGAAAAUAUUAUAGAAGCUUGGUUAGACCAUGUCAAAGAAAUUAUAUGCAAUGGAAACGAAAGAGUCUAUGAGUAUAUCUUAUGUUGGUUUGCAAACAUCUUACAACAUCCAAGUGCUAAAAAUGAAACUGCUCUCAUUAUAAUUGGAAAACAAGGAACUGGUAAGAACACAUUCUUUACAGAUAUUUUGUGCAAACUGUUAGAGGGCUAUUCGAACCCUAAUAUGACAAACUUAGAAAACAUCUGUGGCAAGUUUAACUCCUCAAUAGAGAAUAUGAAACUUAUAGUUUGCAAUGAACUUCAAAGUAUAGAUACAACAAAAGUUUUGAACUCAGAUGCUUUGAAGAGUCUUAUAACAGACAAAGUUGGAGUU
Trichomonas vaginalis G3 is the source of this 612-nucleotide messenger RNA. RefSeq lists its product as uncharacterized. The record is from RefSeq and is a predicted model, not a curated record. The annotation marks the transcript as partial. The transcript has a single exon. NCBI's taxonomy places the organism in Eukaryota, Parabasalia, Trichomonadida, Trichomonadidae.